Protobothrops mucrosquamatus (brown spotted pit viper) is the source of this 1727-nucleotide messenger RNA. RefSeq names its product A-kinase anchor protein 7. Gene Ontology annotation, molecular function: protein kinase A regulatory subunit binding. NCBI's taxonomy places the organism in Eukaryota, Metazoa, Chordata, Lepidosauria, Squamata, Viperidae. Bases 134 to 388 code for a protein of 84 amino acids. The transcript has 2 exons. The record is from RefSeq and is a predicted model, not a curated record. Gene Ontology annotation, cellular component: cytosol.
GUGUAUGUGUGCCUUUCUGUGUUCCUCUGAGUAGAAUGAACAGUUCGCCUUCAGAGUCGAGAGCAACAUCCAGUUUACAGUUUGGGGUGGUGCACACUGAGAAGACAAGGAAGAAAAGAAAACAGUAAAUAUCAUGGGCCAGCUGUGCUGUUAUCCUUUUGGGAGAGAGGAGAAAAAAAUCAGUGACAAAAAGGGGGCAGAGCCAGAUGAUGCAGAAUUGCUGAGCCUCAGCAAAAAGCUGGUGGAGACUGCAGUCCUCAAGGCGGUACAGCAGUAUCUAGAAGAAACUCAAAACAAAAACAUACAAAAUGAUUGUGGGACCCCAGUGAAAACUGAGGAGGUGGCCAUUGGAAAUAGCAAAGAAAGCGAGAGUGACAUUAGAAAAUGACUGUUUUGGAGGCCAAAGAGGGAGGGCUGUACCACCAACAUCCAUGUCUCUGCUCCCUACUCUUCAGAAUUGUCCUCACUGGAAUGAUGGUUAUGGUUUGCUAUCAGAUAUCCUUUCUGAACUGAGAACACAGAGCUUUACAAGAGACAAAUGCCAAUGCUACUGAAAAUAAUUAUAAAAAGAACUACUGAACUCUGGGAAAGAAGAUAAGACAAAGAGAGGAAAGGACAAGACGGACAGAGAGAUGUGACUCUCCCCCCCCCAAAAAAAGUGUCAUCUUUCUUGUGUUCUUGACUACAGAGUUAUUUCUCCGUUGCUUUCUUUGUGUACCGCCUGCAAGCAAAAGGAAUGGCCAAAGAAACAGUACCUUGAAUUUUGUUCAGCACAACUAAAUAAAGUGUUUUGUUGGAGAAGAAGGCAAUCUGUUGUAUCGAAGAGCAAUCAGUACUGAAAUCUUAAUAUGAACCACAAUUACUAUUGCCCAACAGAAUGUAACUGGAUAUUAAAUCUCAUAUCAUGCUUCAUUUUAAAGUACAAUUUUCACACAAAAAUAGUAUUUUUCUCUGAUUAACAUUACUCUUCACAGUAAAAAAAAAUGCAUUGAAGCAAAAUUAUGUAUGUUCCACACAAUGGCAUAUUUUUGGUAAUUUGUUCCAUAAUAUUUUAAUCAUAUUAAUUGUAUACAAAUGUGUUGUUAUUUUUUCCUUUAGGAAAGAGCCCUGAAACAGAUCUAGUAAAGGAAGCUUUGCAUAGAGAAUUGUUGCCCCUGUUGACCAAAGUGAACCAGAUAAGAGAACUUUUAUCCACACCAUCAAUUCGGAUGAAAAUAUACAAGGAACUGCUUGAACAAGGACAGCUUAGUUGACAGCAUCUCUGAAAAUGUCACUGAUCUUACUUCUUUAGUGUCUUAAUUUUUAACUGCAAAUUAUACAGAUUAAUUUUUAGCGAAGAUCACUUACCUGGUUUGUACUGCUUCUUUUUUUCUUUUUUAGGGGAAGAGACAUACCUGUGUCCAAAUAGUUGAAAGUGAUAGGGAAAAUGGAUUGCAUAAUAUAAGGAUUCUUUUCUAAGAUCCAUCCUAUUUGGUGAGGGGUGAGGAAAUUAUGUACUGUAAAUAGAUACAAUACAUAAUGGACUUUAAUGCUACCAAUAUUUAUCAAUACCUGAAAAUACAGUAUAAUGCUGUAGAAUUGACUGAGAGAAAUCAUGAUUUGUGAUACGAUUAAUCUCAUCCUGUGCAUUUUAUUACUGUGGCAUGGGGAUGUCAGUGGACAAAAUUUAGAUGCAGACUUUCAUUGCUUAGAGUGUAUCAUUUAGUAUAAACCAAAAACUGAUUUAA